GUCCACAAGGGUUAGGCCAGUAAACUGUGGGUGUGCAAAGGCUGUGGUCCAUGAGCCCUGGUGCGACACAGGGUCACUGCACUACUCUAUACAAUAAGUGAUGGCUGAAGGGGCACACACAAACUUGUGUUCAGUCAUAGAACUGUUAUAUAUAUGGCUGCAGUGUAUUAGAGUGCAGGAUACAAUGGCUAGUGUAUACUGCAGGCUUAUAACGCCGCUCAGCUUGUCACCAUUGUACCUGAAAUGGUGGAUUUUUAAAUUUGAAAGAUUUCUUCGUUCCCGCCCGAUUAUCUUGCUAUUCCUGGUGACAUCACACGUCAGGCCUCGCCCACUGUUCCCUCAGCCAAUCGCCGUCGCCAUCUAGGAUUCUCCGCCCUUUUCAGGAAGCUCCGUGAUAACGGAGUAUAUAGGGUCUUAAAAACAGAACAAAGCUGGGAGCGGACCCGGGAUUAUCCGGGCCUAAAGAACUACAUGGUGUAGGCAGGCGGGCACUGGCAAGGGUCGCAAGCAGUGGGCACUGCUGGGGUGGGUGUGUGACUUGUGGGCGUGUUUAGGGUGGAGCCAGCUGACUGCUUGGUCUUAGUUACAUUGUGUAGGAAAAUAGUGUCUAGAUCUCUGGUAGAAUCCGAACGAGCCCAGUUUCUCCGGUCGCAGAGUGUCCCUGACUGGGCCUAGUGAGGUCAGAGCUUGGGAUCCCUCCGUGCAAAGGACGCGUCCAUAGAGCAGUAAGAAGCUGGGUAGGCCAGGGCCCUUACGUGACAGCCAGAGUCUCUAGUGCCAGAUCCCAGCCAGCUAUGGAACAGCUGCCCACCAACCUGCAGGUCCUGCUCCAGGCCGCCGAGUAUGUGGAGCGGAGGGAGAGAGAAGCAGAACAUGGCUAUGCUUCAAUACUGCCCUGUGAUACUGCUACGCCCGGUAGGAGAAAACGCCAGAGGACCACCAGCAACCCUGACAGUGUUAGGUCUGUCCACAAUGAGCUAGAGAAACACCGGAGAGCUCAGCUGCGGAGAUGUCUGGAACAAUUGAAGCAGCAAGUUCCUCUAAGUGUGGAUACGUCCCGUCAUACAACUCUCAGCCUCCUGCACAGAGCCAGACAGCACAUCAAAAAACUGGAGGAUCAGGAACUGAGAGCCAAAAAUCUGAAAGAAAAACUGAGGUCAGAACAACAGAAGCUACGACAGAGACUAAAACAGCUACUACCCUCUAGUAGUACUGAACGCAUAAGAGCUGACAGUCUAGACUCCUCCACCCUUUCAUCUGAGCGGUCAGACUCUGACCAAGAGGAUUUGGAAGUAGAUGUGGAAGGAGUCAUCUUGGGAGCCAAUGAUGGGGACCUGUUUGUUUCAUUUAGUGCUGGCAUGGAGCACAGUUACUCUACUCCAGCUCAUGCCUGGCUAUGACAACAAUGAUGAUGAUGUGAACAGCAAUAACAGCUUUAUGAAGAAUUUUAACUAGCAUAUUUAACUUCCAAAAUGCCAUAUCCCUUCAAGGAUCUUCCCGUGAAGGUGGAGUCAAGUCAUUAUUUGGAUCACACUUUCCUUCUUGUGGAAAGAUAAAUCCAGUUUGUUUUAGUUUUUUUUUUUUUUUUCCCCCCCCCCCCCCCCCAAAAAAAAGCAAAAAAAAUUUGCAUGGUGGUAAUCUUCAAAUGAUACCAAACUUGACAUCCUCCAUAAGCAUAACUACGUGGAUAAACUGCAGCCACGUGCUAUGCUGUGGAUGGUACACCUGGAUGGGAUUCUCUUCAGGCCUCAGCAGAAGCCUUGGUGCUAUGUAACCAGCACCUUACGUGUUCACAUAACUUAUUGUACAUACAUAGCUGCUGUGCACUGGUUGCACUGCGCUCCUGGACUUAUCAGAAGCACUUUGUUAUGCGUGCACUUAAAGGACCACCAUGUAAAGAACUAUGAAUAUAUUUUUUAUUCUUCAUAAAAGGUCUAGGACACCCUGCCGCAGGACUUAAAAGAAGAAAGCAUUUUGUGAGAUUUCAAUCAAUGGAUUCUCCAGUCUCACAUUUUAUGUCCAGUAAUAUGACAAAAUGGAUGCUUUCAGCUGAAACAAAUGCAGAAAUAUAUCUCUGGGAGGUUUAAUGUUUACAUGACUAUUACAUUGUAAAAAGUCAGAACUCACAUGCACUUGCUGAAGAAGAGAAGCUUCUCGAUUGAGCGGCCUUAGCUGAUCUUCUCUUGGCACAGCACAAGCUUUCAGUUGGAAGCUCCUCCACUUCUGACAGCAGUAGGGUCUGGUCGUUACAGCCCCCGAUUUAAGAUGAGCAGCUUUCUUACAUUCCUAAGCCCAAGCACUACUUGUAAUGUGAGUGUUUGACUUGGGCAGAGGUGAACCCCUCAGACUAAGCAUUAUUUUAUAUUGUAACUUCUAUUUUAGUAAAUGUGUUUUUUGUUCUGU
Messenger RNA from Bufo bufo (common toad), 2403 nucleotides. RefSeq names its product MAX dimerization protein 3 (gene MXD3). The record is from RefSeq and is a predicted model, not a curated record. The transcript is spliced from 6 exons. Bases 795 to 1400 code for a protein of 201 amino acids. Gene Ontology annotation, biological process: regulation of transcription by RNA polymerase II. Gene Ontology annotation, molecular function: RNA polymerase II cis-regulatory region sequence-specific DNA binding; protein dimerization activity; DNA-binding transcription factor activity, RNA polymerase II-specific. NCBI's taxonomy places the organism in Eukaryota, Metazoa, Chordata, Amphibia, Anura, Bufonidae.